AUGACCGCGGCUACUUCGACCAAGAGGAACACGGAGGCGCGAAGGUCAGAUGGCAGAGAGGAUGAAAAGAAGCUUAUGACAGUGGAAGAUUUCAUUUUCUACCUCCCCCUCUCUCAUUUGUGAUGCAAAAAAAUUACCAAUUCGAAUUCGAACACCCAAUCCCAAACGAGACCGAGCCCGCCACUUUGGCGAUUGUUGCAUGACAAGUUCCGUAAAUUGACUAGCGCUUGACAGUUCGGGCAGAAAUUGAUGCUUCACGAAAUACCUACACGUUUCAGGUUGCUCUUUCUGAUGCUAUGGAUCCACUUUAAAUGAGGGGGACGCGGAAGGAAUAGUUGUCCAUUUUCAUAAUACCUGGGGAUGGACAUGAAGAAGACGAGGACGACGAGAAGAUGGAUGGGAAAUCAAGUAACUUUUACAGCGGGAAGGUGCUCUUUCUGCUCUCGUACGUGAAGCCGCUGAUGCGAAUGGCAUCCCACGGGAAGCUAUGCAUUGCAAAUAUGUUUGGGUCUGGAAACUUGCAUUGCCAAUUCGUGCAUGGUGUGGGCGCUGCAAUACGCAGUCCUCACACAUGACAGCUCUAUAAAGCGCUUCGCCUUGUUUCGCAUGGAAAACUGCGUUUUUGCAACAUGACAAGCAAGACGCCUGUUUUCUGCUUAUGCAUCACAGAUACAACAAGAGAGGAGUCAUACGAGGCAAGCAUGAAAAAGUUGCAUUUUUUCAGACCCAAGUAUAUUUGCAAUGCAUAAAAGCAACAGUACUUCCCGGUGCAAUACAAAGGCGGAGCCGUGCGGACGCAAGUGGAAGUCGCCAAGAAGUGGCUGCACAAGAUCGAGGGCGACCUCGGAACCCGGUGCGCAGUCACGAUCGGAGAAGACGGAAGGUACUGGGACUUUCCGGACGAAGAAGCCCUCUACCAGUGCGUGGACAUGGGGCCCCGCGGCGACAGAAUCGGGCCGGGAGCAGGAAAAGAUUUUGUUUUCCACGGCGAUGUGUGCAUUGCAAAUAUGUCUGGGUCUGGAAGAUUGCAAUAUUUUAUUUGAUAUGCACAUUGUGCAUGGCCUUCACCCCCGAGCAUGACGUCUGUGAUGCAUGGCUGCGCAACACAAAUUUCCAGAGUGCUUGACGAUGCGUAUCCUGAAUGAGAAACGCCCCCUCAGCGUAGCAACACAUGGGCUCAUUCUCGCUAUUCAAGCAAUACAGAUCUUUUUGGAAUCGAAUUACAUGAGCAUCACAACUUGCACUCUUCCAGAUCCAGACAUACGUGCAUUUGAUACGAUGCUAAAGUAAAUGGCUUUCCCCUCGUCCAACUGCAUGUGCUGCCAGACUAUACCCUGUUAGACUGCUAUCGCAAGAAACAAGUGCUUCGCCGUGAGUUUGUCUAUGAGCAUUAGGCAGCGGGCGACCCGGUGGCGCCCUUUUGUCCUGCUAACAAUUCAAGGGCGUUUUAUGUAUUCGCCUACGGAUAGACGCCUCGCAUGGCUGAUUUUUGCUGGUGCGCGUCAUGCGAAGCAAACUUGUCCUGCGACGCCAGUGCUCGGAAAUCUUCAUCACACGGAAGCACUUUUUUCAUACGAUAAUUGCUGCACGUCUUGUGGUUUCAUCUCCGCUCGUCAGCGAAACAAGAACUACGACUUCGAGGAGAACCUGCGCGGCCAUAAAGUCUGCAAAAUUUGCCACCGAGUGUUCGGUGACGCGCCUGCCAGUGUUCUCCCAUCCGCCCCGAGGUCGCCGACGAAGUGUUAUCACAACGACCGACGAGGACGAGCAGGCGCUAGCGGCACAGGUAACAAGCGUCUCGAGCUGGCUGAUCUCGAAGAGCGAAACGAGGCCCUGCGACUGGCGUCGGACUCCAACGGAGGCAUACAGCGCUCGAAGCGAGCCCAUCGGUGGACGUUCUUGGAAGGCGAAGCUGUCAUGCGCAUGGACCUGGUCAAAGGAGGAAAGUUUCUGCCGUUUGCAGUGGAAUACGCUGUUGAAAAGUAUCGCAGUUGAGCAGAUUGCAUAUACCUAUGGUACUUAUGUAUGACGUUCUGAAGACACAUAGCGAUGUGAUGCUCUGUCUCUGUGUCAAAUGAAAGAAACAAGACCACCCUUUGGGCAGACCUGCAAUUCAUACUGCAACUGCGAUACUUUUGCACAGGAUCUUGAAAAGAAGGUGGAAACCCAGGAAGAGUUUGACCGGGAGUUGGAAGUAGUGAAGAGACUUUCUGUAUCCAUUGCAAAAACAUCUGAGUUGGAAACUGCGUCGUGCAUGUUCCUCGUACUCACUCGCAGCCGGGUGUAAAGAUCAACAUAGUUAGCGUUUGCCGUCAAACAAAAACGGAUUGCGCUUCUGCUUGCAGUACGGAAUCUGAGGUAACAGUGCGUGCAUUAUGCACGCACGAUAGUUGCCACGGUGUGACCCCCGGAACUUCAUGUUUGUGAUGUUUGAUUUCACACACCAAGACUCAUGGCUGAAGAAGAAGAAGAACAUACCGUAGCAGGAACAAAAAUCGGAGGUUCAAAGCAGGACAAUUGUGUAGAAACUCAGAGUCAGCGAGAAUUUUGCAGUGUAUAUCCCGCUAACAGAGAUUACGGACACGAGAACAUUAUCGCCCUGUUUUCCCGGGACGCCAAGUCUCUCUGCUUUCGAUACGAGUACGGUGGUAUCACCCUCCGGACGCUGCUGCUCAAGGAGAGGACCUUCGCAAAGUCGGUCCUGCACGGAUUGUGGGUUCAGUUUCGUCGGGCAUUUACGCGUAUGCGUUGCAAGUAUGUUUGGGUCUGGAUUUGCAAUGCGAGAGUGGAAGGGCAACAGGAUCUGUGAUGCACAAGUACGGGUUGCCAGGGGCACCCCACCUUUUUUUCAUGCUGGAUGCCAGUUUGUCACUCGUUUUCGUUUUACGAGUGAAUCUGCAACAAGACUUGAAAGAUUUCUGAUGCCAAUAUGCCGUGCUAGCGGCUGAUCUGCCAUUCGAGUAUCAGAAUCACAACUUUCAACACCCAGACAUAUUUGCAUUUGAUACCACGCUGCACCGAGCGCGCGGUCCUGCACAUGGACUACAAGUUGGAGAACUAUGUGGUGAGAAAGGUGUUUAUCACUGACUCUACCGAGAACCACCUCCUAUGAAUUGCAAAAGUAUCGUACUCGGACAUUAGCAUUACAAAUUUUCUCAGCAUGAGAAAUAAAAUUUGUAAUGCGGAUUUACCUUGAAAAAAAAACUUGAUUGCAAUCACUACGAGUACGAUACUUUUGCACAGGAUACCUCCAGGGCCUCGACAAUGUGGUAGCCGAAGAAAAACACAGAGACCGAAAGAAAGCCGAGGAAGCAACAGGAAGGAAAAGCAACGACAAAGCGGAAAACAAUUCCAAAGAAGUCAGCGAAAAGCAGCGCAACGUCAAGCGUAUGAGCAAAUUUUUUUCCGAGAAGGAAGACCCGGACUGCGAGGCAGCCGAAAAGUGUCCGUUUCGUCUGCAGGUGAUCGACCUCGGGUCAGCUAGGAUUGUCAACGACGCUACCGCCCUCGACGCCAGGAAGGAUAUCUGCGCGACAUGGCCCUACUACGGAAGGAGCUUUGCAGCAGCGCGGAGCGAAAUCGAGAAAAAGUUGAAAAGGGGCGAGGAGUUGCAAGAGGCGGACUUUCUUGUUCCGGCGAAGAUCCUGCGCGAGCACGAUUGCUUCACUGCGGCGUUGGUGGACUUCUUCUUGGCGAACGCGCACGCCGAUGAAGAUGAACGUCGCGAAGCAGGCCCAGGCGGCGAUCCGUCCCAGAUACCGCCUUCUUCGGCGAUGGGGUUGGAAAAAGGUGCGAUCGAAACGGAAAGCAACACCACCGGGGACGGGCAUGAAGUUGGGCGUCUUCUUGUUGCGAUUGGGGAGAACUUGGAGGAGAAUUGGCCAAAGGAGGAUUACAAAAAGGAGAACAGUGCGUUUUUCACAUUUGUAAAGGAGUAUGCGAGCUGGCGCUACUCCUUAGUGGACAGUGUGUCGAGCUUCACCAAGUUGCAGAAUGAGAUCAAUAUAGAAUUGAGGAAAGCAGGCGUGUUUUUGUAGUGAAAAAACUGUGAGCACCCUUUGACCAUUCGGCGCGCAGGUGAGUUUCGCCCAAUUCUGU
Messenger RNA from Amoebophrya sp. A120, 4098 nucleotides. The record is from the annotation of a GenBank genome assembly. NCBI's taxonomy places the organism in Eukaryota, Dinophyceae, Syndiniales, Amoebophryaceae.